Molecule: messenger RNA, 598 nt
Organism: Pterocles gutturalis (yellow-throated sandgrouse)
Lineage: Eukaryota; Metazoa; Chordata; Aves; Pterocliformes; Pteroclidae
Product: monoacylglycerol lipase ABHD12-like
Exons: 8
Source: RefSeq, a predicted model, not a curated record
GAGGGGCUGUGCUAAGGGGGUCUCUGCCUCGCAGGGGCUGGCUGGCCUGGAGCCCCAUGUUUCCCUCCCUCCUCCUGGCCCUGCUCCUCACCUACGUCUCCGUGCCCUUCGUCGUCUACCUCUUCCCCGCCGUGCUCACCAAAUUCGUCUUCCUGAACUUCCUGUCUUUCCCAUUCUUCGCCGACCUUCGGCGGCCGGAGCUGCUGCUGAACAACACCAUCAGCCUGUACCUCGCCACUGAGCCGGGCGUCACCGUCGGCAUCUGGCACACGGUGCCGGGCAGCCGAGGGGCCGAGGCGCAGGGCAAGGACCAGCCGAGCCACCGCGUCCAGUUCCUGAAGACGAUGGGGGCUGCCGACUUCCACAUCCUGGCUCUGGACUACAGAGGCUAUGGGGACUCCAGCGGGCUCCCCACAGAGAGUGGCUUCACCACCGGGGUCCAGGUUGAUGCCGUGGUCCUGGAGUCACCCUACACCAACAUCCGUGACGCAGCCGCCCACAUCCCCCUCACCAAGAUCUACCGCCAGUUCCCAGGUUUCGAGUACCUCAUCUUGGACUCGCUGGCCCAGGGCGACAUGUUCUUCCGCAGCGACGAGAA